GCAUGCGUUGUUUUGGUUGUGAGGACAGAAACCGCCAUGUUUUAGAAACAGCACUAUUAUUUUUAAAACAAAAAUAAUACAAUAUAAUUGACGCUUUUUGGAUAGGAUAUUGUUUUUCAUUGCUUCAUUUGAUAGAAAUAUAUUGUAUGUGCCUAAAUACAUGAUUCUAAUGGAUCUACUCCUUCAAGCAGCCAAAGUUCUUGAGCUGGGAGAUUCGGACGUCGGUGCCGAACGUGUUACGCCCAAAUCCACACGUGGCACACAUUUUCACCAAUAUGCCAAACCAAAGGACGAGAACAGUGACAACUCGCAUGACUCUUUUUUUGGUGAAAAUGAAGUUGGCACCAGUGAAGAGGACAGUUCUUCCCAACAUACUCAAAGGAUGGGCGGAAAGUCAAGCUUGCGCAGUGCGACCAAACGACAUGAGAGUCAGCCAAACAGACAACCGUAUCAGCCCUUAAUGGCAGCAGGGACAAGAGAAGUCCAUAACCAGUUGGAGAAAAAUAGGCGCAGACAACUCAGGGAAUGUUUUAACAUUCUGCAGCAGUGCGUUCCAUCUCUUGAAAAUAAACGGGUAGCCACGCAGUCCAUUCUGCAAGGAGCAAUCAAGCAUAUUAAGAACUUGAAGAAGAAAGAUGUGGAACAGGAAAGAGAGAUUCAAACCCUGGCUAACAAGAAAUGUGAACUGAAGAAAAAGUAUGAUGUGGAGUUAAAUAAAUGCUCUGAGGAGCAGCAGAGACUGGCUGAUGCCUUCCUAAAAGUGAUGAGAGCCCAGCAUGUACCUGAGGAGGAUGACGGACACACCUCUGACUCUACAACUACUGCCUCAGAAGGUCCAGAGUUUAGUGAUGAUGACAGAAAGUCUUCUCAGCCAGCAAAAUGUUUUGUUUCUGAGGCUAAGGUUGAAGGGUCACGGAAACGAAAGUUAGGACCUAGAGCUGCUAUCAGCUAUGGUUCAAAGUCAUUAGAUGUGGCAACAACAAAUCAAGUAGCCUCUACGGUGUCGCAGCCGAUGCCUAGCCUGAACAAGUCCUCUACAGUCUCCUCAUCCUCCCUUGCUCUAAAGCACAUGCUGGAGCAGAGGAAGAAGAAUCAACUCUCUGUGGCCACUCAAGGCAAAUCAUUGUCACAAGACAAGGUUCUCCCAACUGCUACUGGAACUAAAGGUCAGGGAAAACCAGCUAGCUCUUUAACAUCAAGCUAUCCAAAUAUCAGUACACGCUUGGCCUCUGGAUUAAAAUCAGCCCCGCCAAAUUUGACCCAACCACUAUUAUCUGCCCAAAAACAUGUGUUGUCAUCUUCUGAGCUAGUGCUAGCCACUGGCCAACCUUCUGUAAGCCAGAUGACUUCAGCUUCUCAGGGGAACCAGAUUAUCAGCCAGCCUCUUCAGCAAGCAACAGAAGCCUUGAGUAUGUUAGCCAACACCAGCAGUUUAGCUAGCUCAGCACAGUCUCUGCUUCUCAAAGAUCCCCCUAAUGCCACACAGUCCAGCUCCAAGCGAAGGAAAGUUGCAGAUAGUAGCAGUGUGGCUCACCCAUCUUCAUCCACUGUUGCAAUGGCUAUUAGUUCAACCUUGCAGCCUGUCAGUACUUCAUUGUUGUCUGCAGUGCAGCACAAUCCUUUAUCUGCCAGUUCACCAAGAACAGCUGCGAUUCUCAACUCUCAACCUCUGGUACAACCAGCCCAAGCCAGUUCAGUCAAAGUGCCAGAGGUAAAAAAGCUAGAAAGUUCACAGACUACUGUCUCCAAAAUCCUUACAGCGCCACUCAGUACUGACCUACAAGGCAUCAACUAUCUUGGGAAGAGCACUGUUGGAAACAACACUGGAACACUUACCAUGCAAUCUCUAGCAUCCCUGGCCCAGCCUGUUGAUGGGGGGUUGUCAUCCAAGCUAUUAUCUACUGUGAUUCCUGUUUCUUUGGCUUCCUUCAUCAGAAGCAUCCCAAUUAAUGCUGUAGUCUCUCCAGUAGUUUCAUUAGGGCAGACACACAUUUCCAUGACCUCGGCUUCACAAGCUUCAAAUGCUGGCACACCAUCGUCAACAGUUACCUCACUUUUUAGCAGCCCAAUUCAGCAGUUGGGGACUAACUUGAUCUUUACUACCAACAACAAGACGGAAGUCAAUCAGCAAACAUCUGUGUCACUGUCCAAUAACAAUGCAAGGAUAGCUACACUACUGGCAGCUCCGUCCCCUUAUCUAAACAAGAAUGUGAUUGAUUUAAAACCCAAUUCUUCUCUAAACCUGACCUCCAAUUCCCAGCAUACUGCGGUGCCCUUAUCAUCUGCAUCAACGUCCACUAUAACAUUACAAGAUAAUUCUUUAAAAACUAUGACUUUGACACCAACCUUGUUACCGCUAUCUUUAAGUAAUGGUCAGCUGGGCACAGGGUCAGGGACUAACUUGUCUCCAGCUCCCCAGCUCAGGUUUUUCACUCCUUUUGCCCCCAAUACUGUAAUGGCAGCUUCACUAGCCAAUGGCCAAACUGCAAUGAUGCCCACCAUGGUGCAACUGGGCAAUUCAGGCCAAGUGGCGCUUCUCCAAAAUUUGAUCCCCACCCAGCAUGUUCAAGUUCAGGGUCCACGCCAGCAUCAUCUUCUCAGCCAACCGAUAGUUGUCAUGACAACACCAGCAACAAAUUUUAAUGUCACUACAGCCAGUGGAUCAACAAGUAGUUCAACUGGUCCUUCUUCUACAAAUAUUUUAUGAAACUAAUUGGGUAUAAGUUAAUAGUCUUAAUUAGCUUUUUUUGUUUUUUUUUAAUAUCGUUGUCAGUCUAGGAAUCUAUCUCAGACUAUUUGUUCCUUCACACUUAGACAUUAUGGUAUCAAGUAUAUAUUUUCAUGUGCAGAGCUGGGCUUUAGAUUGUUUCAUGUGUAUGAGAAUAGAGUUUCCAAUGCUUUUAGGUUGGCUUCAAGUUAGUAUUGCUUACACUGCUAGUAAGCAAUACAGGAGUGUACUAUUUAAUUAAAUAGUUGCCUUAAUGUUAUAGAUAAAGUUUAUAGUUUUGUUUCAAAAGUUCCACACUAAAAUUUAUACUAACAAUCACAAUAGUAAAUGACCUUGCAAACAUCUUUUUUUAAAGGAAAAUUUUCACUGGUCAACAGUGAGCGACAUACACUUGUAUUAAAUAUCAAACACUACAAUUAACAUGUUGGUACGCGUUUCUUUGCUUACUCCAAUGUAGGAGUACUAAUACUAUUUAUAGAUUAUCGAGUAAUCUCUCUUUUAAUCAGAUCAACAUCUGUUAAUUUAUGUCAUUGGUGUUUCAGCAAAUGAUCAAAGAGUAUGAUUGUAAUUGUCUACUUUUCUAUUUUAUAAGGAUAAUUUCUAGGGUGUAAUUGUCUUCUUUUUGAAGAAAUGUCUGUAAGCUAUAAGAUCUCCUUAGCAAUCUGAUUUUCUUUUAAAAAAAUAUAUCAUUAGGCAUAAAAGAUAAUAAUGCAACAUCUGCUGCUGGUGGAUUAUUUUGGUAAUAUUUAAAUGCUGGCAGCAUUCAUAGUUUUGUUUUUCAUGCAUUAUAGGUGGUUUGACUUGAUAUUAGAUUCAACCUAUGAAUGUGUCAUUGGCCUUCUAAACUCUUUCUGAAUUUGCAAGCAAAAUGUUUGUUUAAAAUUUGUGCAGUUUUCAAAGAUUUUUUUUUUCAUUAUGUAUUGCACCUCUUAGAAAAACAUAUUGAACUUUUUUUUUACGUAACAGUACUGAGUACUGAAGUUAACCUCUAAAGCUAUUUAUUUGACAUAUUUCAUGUUUUUCAGACCUGAAAAAUUUUUUAAUGAUUUUUUUUUUUCAUUAUAAAUUUGUUUUCACUCUUGAGCUCUGGAAAUAUUUUCUGGUUCUGAGCCUGCACUUUUUUGUUUGUUUUGGGUAUUCUUUGGCAUCUUCUACGCAUUUUGUUUUUUCAACAUGUUGACAAAUAGCUGUCUGGCAUAGUGCAUUGCUUGAGACUUUCAAUUAUUAAAGGCAUCUAGAUCUAGUAUUUAAAAAAAUCCACUUAAUACAGGGUCAGAAACCAACAUUCAAUUUUAAAAAUCAUGGCUUCAAUUGAAAACAUAACAAGCUUUUGUUAAGAAAUAUUCUUAUUGAUAACACUUUAAAGCAAUUGUUACAUUUGAAGUUGGUCUAGUCAUGUUGCACUACUUUUGUAGUAAAAAUAAUUAAAAAAAAAUCAUUGACCUCAUUUUUAUAUGCUUCUUCCUUACCACAACAUAGAAGCAGUAGAAAACUUUUAUAUUUUUUACUGGAAAGCAAUUUCAGUUUGAAGUUAAUGUUUCUCUUUAACACCAAGCUAUCCAAAUAUCAGUACAGUAAUAUAUGCAAUGUAAAACUAAUACUAAAAGAAAUAAAAGGAAAUUCAGUCUAACAAUGCUAUCAAUUGAAUAGGUACCUUUAAUAGCUUUUUGAACUUGUUGAUCUGGAGAUAGGGAAUUUUACCAUUUCAUCUAUGUUCAGUGAUAUCCAUACUAACAUUACGUUUAGACACCACAUAAUUGGUUUUGUCUGUUGAAAUGUGUUUACUAAUAUCUGUCUGUUGAAAUGUGUUCAAGUUUGCUUUUGCUAGCAUGUGUCUGUUCUUCACACCAUGUCAGCAUACAACAUAAUAGGAGUCAAUAUAUUUCUUUAAUAAUAUUUGUAUUGGACUAUCGUUUUUGUUGAUGGAAAGUUACUUGUAUAAAUGUUGUAGAUAAUUUGAAGUCUGUACAAAUCUUGUGAUCUUGUCUUAUUUAUUCUCACUAGUUAGGAGCUAACUAGUUUUUCAACACCAUAAAAAACUAACACAUGAAGUGUAAGUCUUUGAUGUCAAACUAACAACUUUUUGACUAAUUGUGAUAAUUGAAAAUGACUUGUGAAAAUUAAAAAAAAUGAUUAAAAGGGAUUUUAAUAUCCAUACAAAGUUUUAGUAGCAUAUAACUUAGUGCAAACCUUAAGUUAAUACAAAAAAAAAAGAUUUAAUUUAGGACUAACUUUUUUUGGUGAGAAAAAAAAAUUAUCAAAACAACAACAAAAAAGCUUCCGCUUGUUUUUUAUGUGUAUGUCCUAGCAGAAUUAUUUAUUACAAAUAUGUUUGAAUAUUGAUUGAUUCACAUAUAUGUAAAUUGUAAUACAUUUUGAAUAGAUACUGUGUUUAUAACUACAGCAGUGUAAGACUGUUUGAAUGAAUGUUUUUGUGUGUGUGUGUAUCAGUGUAAACACAAAGUCAGAAUGGAUGUUGAUAAUUCUUGAAGGUUCACAUUCUACACUAGGUAUAGCUUUAGUGACAUUGGGUCACCAUUUUGAGUGUAUUGGUUGCUAACCUGUUCUUCUUGGAUUCUGUGUAUGUCCAAUAUCAUGUCUGUGUGUGUCUGCCCAGUAUCAUGAUGUCUGUGUGUGUGUCUGUCCAGUAUCAUGAUGUUACUUGUGACAGUUAAACACUUUUUUUUUCUACUGUGAUAUCAUGUUUCUGUUUCUCAUCACUCAGUGUACAUACAAAUGUUUGUUUUUAUUUUAAUCUUUUAUUUAUUUACCUUUUUUUUUUGUAUUCAAUCUGAGACAAAUAAUUGACAAUCGACAAUAAAUGUCAAAAUAUUCCACCAAUUUUGUGUUAUUCAGA
Molecule: messenger RNA, 5585 nt
Organism: Biomphalaria glabrata
Lineage: Eukaryota; Metazoa; Mollusca; Gastropoda; Planorbidae
Exons: 9
Coding region: 161-2707 (848 amino acids)
Biological process (GO): regulation of transcription by RNA polymerase II
Molecular function (GO): DNA-binding transcription factor activity, RNA polymerase II-specific; RNA polymerase II cis-regulatory region sequence-specific DNA binding; protein dimerization activity
Source: RefSeq, a predicted model, not a curated record